Molecule: messenger RNA, 456 nt
Organism: Vitis vinifera (wine grape)
Lineage: Eukaryota; Viridiplantae; Streptophyta; Magnoliopsida; Vitales; Vitaceae
Product: protein STRICTOSIDINE SYNTHASE-LIKE 5-like
Exons: 2
Coding region: 1-456 (151 amino acids)
Source: RefSeq, a predicted model, not a curated record
AUGGCAGACCCAACGCCUUCUCAGAGUAGCAUGGAUCGGAGGAGAUCAUCGGGGCCUUUGGGUCUUCUCACUUUGAUCUUGGCUCCAGUAGCAACAGUCAUGCUUCUCUACCAACUCGACCCCUAUGACCCAGCUCCUGUCCCCAUCCACGAGUUUUCACAGCAACCCAUGGUCGUGCCCAAGCUCAACUCUCGCAUGCUACAAGGAUCGGAGAUGAUUGGGGUUGGGAAGCUUUUGGGUCCAGAGGACAUUGCCUACCAUCCCGACUCACACCUCAUCUACACCGGUUGUGUUGAUGGCUGGGUCAAGCGAGUCACCUUGAACGAUUCCGUGGUGCAGAACUGGGCUUUCACCGGAGUGUUGAGGCCUCGCGUCCCUGAUAAAUAUGUUGUUGAAUUGAAUCGACUGUACGUGAUUAAUGUCAUGAACUUGAUCGAAAUAAUAUUUGUUCUAUAA